CAUUUCUUCUUCAGAUAUGACAUUUUAUAACGCAACUAAAUCUUUGGCAAAAAUGAUAGACUCACAAGGAGAUUGGAUUCCAGUACCCAGCUUGAUAGACCAGAACAAUUUUAGGCCCUUUUGCCUGCUGCAAAAGAAAAGGAAGACAUCGUGGUGGCAGAGCUGUCCUUUUCUCAAAACUGACUAUCAGUUACAUCAUCUGCUGUUAUCAGGAAAUGACACUUCAAGUCUAGUUCAGAAGGAUUCAGAGUUAUUCACCCUUGAAGAAACUGUAGAUGGAAUGCUGAAGGGGGAUAUUAGUGGAAUUACUGACACUGAAAUAACUAGCGCUGUCAGCAUUUCUCAUGAAAGGUCUGUAAAGAUGAAAAAGAUACAUGUUCCAAUUGAAGACCUUGAUUCUUUGAUGAAAGAAAAAAAAAUCAACAAUGAACAUCCAUUUAUUAAACAAUCAAAGAAGCUUCAGAGGAACUUAUAUCUGAUCACUGCAUCAGCAGAAGCUGUGGAAACGACAACGUUUGGAGAAUCUAACAAAGUGGAAAGCAGCAUCUUUCAUAAAGCCUACAUCAAACUGAGCUUGGAGGGUGCCAGAGAUAGGAAGAAAAUAAUCACUAUUCCAAAGGGAUGCAUCUUGGCAUUCAAAGCUAAGAAAUUAUUUAUAGGAGAAGAAACUGUAGGUAUUUGUUAUUACUCAACUGAUAAAACAGGAACUUUUGAAAUACAAUUUUCGUCUGCAAGUGCAGAUUUUUUGAAAGAUGUGGGCAUGAAGCUGAAAAGGAUUGGAGAUGCCACGAAAAUAACAGAAAACACAGAUUUCAACACUUUUGUCUCUGUUUGGAAAGGCAAUAAGAAAAACCUUCGAAGGGAAGUUGAGGAAGAAUAUGUACCAUUUUCUUUAAUGUCUUUAAACCUGCGUGGCAAAUUUCUAACUAAUUUUGUGGUUCUAAUGAAGAAAUCUGACCUUUUGGAAAAACUGCAGCUCCAGCUGGAACAGGUUCUUGAGGAUCCUGAACAAUUCAGACUAAAUAUGGACGAAUCAGAGUUUAAGGAUCUGAUGGACAACUUGCAAGAUGUCAAAGGAGCAAUUGUCACUGAACUUGCCGAGGCUACCCUCUAUUUUCUUCAGGCUCUUGAUGAACUGACAGAAUUCCAGAUAAUGCUACUGAUAGAAUCUGUGGAAAAAAAGAUUGUAUCCCAGCAACUGAACCUGGUUGGAGGGAUCCUAGACAAAUAUUUUUGGAAUGAAAAACAGAAUUUUACUGUGGAAAUCCAGCAGUUACCUGAAGAGGAAUGGGAUACAACUGGAGCAUUAAUUGAAGAAAUAAGUGGAAUAUCCGUUCAACGAAGUGGAUGCACUGUUACCGGAUCUAUACUCCCUGAUUCUUCCUCAAACCUCUCUGCGCUAUAUGUGGCUCUAUUUGCAAUUGAUCUUCUAUCUAAGAAAAGUUUUUAAGCCAUUCUUGUAAAUCAGAGUAUUUUUGCAGAUAGAAAAGAAUCAUGCACAAAUGCAGCAGUCUAAUAUACUCAAAAUGAAAGUUGUAAUCUGAUAGCCUUAUUUGAAAGGAAGUUUGCCUGAGAAUAUCAAUUUAUAUUAGAUAAUUACUUCUUGCAUUCAAUUUUCCAUCACUGCUUUCACACAAAAUUCUAAAUCAUUUGGAGUUUGGCAUAGUAAAUUGUUCAAACUUAGAUUAGGGCCAGUCAGAAACCAUUACCAUGAGCCAUUGUGGUGCAGUGGUCAGAGUGCAGUACUGCAGGCUAUUUCUGCUGACUGCUGGCUGCUGCAAUUUGGCAGUUCAAAUCUCAUCAGGCUCAAGUUUGACUCAGCCUUCCAUCCUUCUGAGGUGG
Molecule: messenger RNA, 1842 nt
Organism: Notechis scutatus (mainland tiger snake)
Lineage: Eukaryota; Metazoa; Chordata; Lepidosauria; Squamata; Elapidae
Source: RefSeq, a predicted model, not a curated record